AAAAUCAGCCCAAGCAAAGAAGUGGUAGGGUUUAGCCACACCAGCCCCUCGUCCUAUGCAGUCCCUGCAAGUGAUAGGAAAAUGUCAAUAAGAACAUCCAUGGAAUAUGUGCCGCGCCUAGGACAGCAACAUUGUGCUUACAUAUUCAAAACGCCAUGAUUUAAAGUGGUGUUUAUUUGAAGAGGUCCAUCUGCAUCUCCUUGACUCUGAUAUGGUAAAAAAAGGUGAUACUGACACUCUAAACGGAGUUUUGGUUGUGUUUGCUGCCGUUUUUGGAUGAAAUAAUAGUUGAUGUCUUGCUUAAAAUAGCUUGUAAUGACUUUUGAAUAGGCACCGCCUUGCAUGAAACAAGUAGAGCCUUCAAACAACUGACUUAUCAAACUGUCUUAAGAAUUAGUGCAUACUCCUUGAUACACCGUUGUCCUUUUAAUUCUAACUAUCUUAUAUUCUCUUAAAACCGCAGGUGGGAAUUGCAACACUGCUAUGAUUGCAGCUUUGUCUGCUGAGGAGAAGAAUGUGUCUGAAACCAUUUCGACCUGCAGAUUUGCUCAAAGAGUAGCGCGAAUCCUGAACAAACCCAUACGGAAUGAAGAGGUUGACAAGAACAUUGUUAUAAGACGUCUUCAGAGAAGGUUGGCAAAGCUCCACCUGGAGCUAGCCAAUUACAAGCACGAUUCAGUCACAUUGCGGUCGGAUGACGAGAGCAGUCUCGAGAACGAACAUGAAUGUGUCGAUGUGAUGCGUUCUUUUCUUGCUGGAAGAAUAAAUGAUCCAGUGGCACAUGGUGAGAUCUUCUGAUAACAAAUGUAACUUCUUUCGUUUGAAAACGCGUACUUUUUUAUGCGUUUUUGCCUGUCCUCCAGACUAAAAUGCCCGAAAACGCUGAUGAAAAUAGGGACUUUCCAAAACGGUUUAAAAGUGGAGUCUUGCAAAUGCAUCGUUUUGAAAACGCUCCGUUUCAAGUCUGGAUAGGUGAAAACGGAGGCAUUGGAAAACGGUGACGAAAAAAACGUCAUAUUCUGUCGCUUCAUCAGCGUUUUCGGCGGUUUUUUAGUGUGGACGAUAGGCGAAAGCGUAUCAAAAAGUAUGCGUUUUCGAUUGAA
Messenger RNA from Orbicella faveolata, 1103 nucleotides. RefSeq lists its product as uncharacterized. Gene Ontology annotation, biological process: microtubule-based movement. The record is from RefSeq and is a predicted model, not a curated record. NCBI's taxonomy places the organism in Eukaryota, Metazoa, Cnidaria, Anthozoa, Scleractinia, Merulinidae. Gene Ontology annotation, molecular function: ATP binding; microtubule motor activity; microtubule binding.